Molecule: messenger RNA, 5724 nt
Organism: Centropristis striata (black sea bass)
Lineage: Eukaryota; Metazoa; Chordata; Actinopteri; Perciformes; Serranidae
Product: FYVE, RhoGEF and PH domain-containing protein 5-like
Exons: 21
Coding region: 234-4616 (1460 amino acids)
Cellular component (GO): cytoplasm
Molecular function (GO): metal ion binding; guanyl-nucleotide exchange factor activity
Source: RefSeq, a predicted model, not a curated record
UUUCCAGUCGCGUCCAGCGCUCUGUAGGACGCACAAGCGAGCAGCUGAGCAGCGUUUUCCCUCUCAGAGGAAGAUUAGACAGAGCUGCUGUUCAGUCACAAUCUCCACUCUCUGUGUUUGCACACUUUGGCUUAGUUUGGCUCCGUUUGGCUCCGUUUUUACACGUUAUUUAACAUUUUGUGUACCGAAGCUGUUUUUGUGGACGAGAUGUUGGAGAUGGUCGCUUCGCAAAAAUGAACACAGACUGCACCAAGCCUUCUGUUGCUCCAAAGCCAAGAUUUGUUUGUCACGCCAGCCUGAGGCUGCCCUCCCCUCUCAUGUCUGCAGCCAGGGGUCCCAAACCUUCUAUCGCCCCAAAACCUAAAGUUGCACCACCGGAGCUUAACGGCAACCAGGGAGGAUGCAUCAAUGGCGGCUCGCUGAGUUCAGAUGGCGAGGUCGAUGAGGAGCAUGAGAACGGUCUAGACAAAGCGGCUGUGGACAGGUCGCCAGCAGAGAAACAAUUUAACGCCUACAUCCUCAAAUUACCAGAAAGAGAUGUUCAGGGGGCGGAGGAGGAAAAGGAAGAGGAAGAAGACAUGAUUCAGAAGAUGGACGAGGACUGGAGGUUAACUGACAGCGCACUAACAGAGGAGGUGGACUCCCUGGAAACACUUUGGGUCAGUGAUGCUGGACUCACAGCUGACUCCGAGGACGUGGUGGAGAUGAUUGACACGGAUGUGACGGAGGACAUGGACGCCGAAGGAUGUGACGCAGGGGAGGCGCUGGCCGACACAGACGGCCUCUCAAUGGGAGACAUUUCUGUUAAUAGCAUUGAUGAGGAGGCCGGCUGCUGCUCUGCUGAAAAUCAUGACCUGAGGGAGAGACAGGAGAAGCUGCAGUUCAGGGAGGACGAAACAGCAGACGAUUUAACGGAGUCCCUCACAGACGAACCUCUCCUCAGCAAUGCAAACAAGAAGGACACUGAUGAACAAGUUUUUCAAACAAAUGGAGAGGAGAAAGAGGAGGAAAGUGAUUGUAACAUCACUUGUGACAUCCUAAAGUUUCGAUGUGGCCAUACAAUACAGGAAAAGGACAAAAACCUACAGAACAUUUGCUUUCAUGACUUUAUCCCUGAAGACCAGAAGCAGAUCUUUGAUGAAACUAAGAAACAUGUUCCUGUUGAGGAUGAUCCAACUCAUGAGCCUUAUUAUGUCUCUUCAGAGGAUAUUAUUAACAGAGAGAUGAUGCCAAGGAAUAACAAAAUUAAUGGAGUAACACAGAAUCCACUUUCAUCUGAAAACAGCAGUGGAAUAUCAGCUGAGACAUAUGAGGAAACAGCAGAAAAAGGACAAACACAGUGUAUGCUCUCUGAGAAUUACGUGGAGGUUGGCAGAAGUCUUGAGCUCAGCAGCUACAACAUCGAUGAAAACAAGGGGAGGACAUAUCAGAAAAGGACUGAAGAACCCACAGUUCGGACAGCUGAGGCCUUUCUCGAUCAUGUGGAUUGCCAGCCGAGGUUCAGGCUGGUGUCCAUCUCAGUGCCAACGGACACCGACACCUCGCUGACGUCUUCUCUCUCGGAGAGCCAGCUGCUUUCCCCGAGUGACUCCGAUGUCUUUGAAGAAGACCUGGAGGGUCACAUAGUGCCGUUUCUGGACGACACCACCGACACGGAGCAGGACAUCAGUGAUGAGCAUGUCUACGAGGAUCCAGGGCACAGCUCAGAGGGCGUAAAUGUUUUUCCUUUCCAUAAGAUGACAGCAGAGGUGCGCUCCUGCUCAAUGUCUCAACGCAUUAAUAAUAACCUGGCUGAGUUUGUUCAGAAGCCCUACAUGAGUGGAUUUGGACAACCUGCACUGAGCAGCAGCCCCAUGUUGAACUCAACGCGGCACAAGACCUACAGCAAACCCAAUUAUUUGGCUCUGUACCCGCGCUCGCUCUCCAUGGAGGGACAGGACAUGCCUCUGGGUGUCUACAGCUACAGGGAUGGAUCACCAAGACAGGGAGGAGCCAUUUGUUCAUCUGGAAGCUUCUCACGGUGCUCGCCUCUGUCCUCCAGCGGCUUGUCCACUCCGACAUCCGUGGUGGAUAUCCCUCCUCCGUUUCAGCUGGCCUACAUCACCAAGAGGCCCAUCACAAAGAGUUCCCCCUCGCUUUUCACCGAAGUAGACUCAGCAGAGAAAAACAGAAAAAAGAAAUCCUCCAUUAAGCGUUUCCUGAUGCUAAAAUUUAGGCGGAAAACGGAGAGCAAACCUGUGGUUGAUGUCAACCCAUCCUUGUUUAAGCCCUCAGCAGAGUCCAGCCACCACACACCCAGCAGACUGCUGGAUCUAGAUAGACGCAGCAUCAGUAGCUCUCCACAGCUCCACUCACGCUCUGCUAGUAAACCCCACGGUUCAUCCGAGCCAGCCUCUGCCUUCUUGCUCUACCAGGAAAGCAAAAGAAAAGGGAACUCCGUGGCUUUUCUUAACCGCAGCGUCAUCCGGGUGGAGUCCUUUGAGGACCGCUCCCGUGUGCCUUUCACACCUCUGCCUAUGACCAAGCCUCGCUCCAUCUCCUUCCCCAACACAGAUACCUCAGACUACGAGAAUGUUCCCGCCAUCAGCUCGGAUUACGAGAACCUUCAGGUCCCACAGAGGAGGCCUGUCCGGCAGGUGCCCUACACAGAGUUCUUUGACCGUCCCAGUCGGAUGCUGUCCUCUGCCAACGACACCGAUGGUUAUGUAGACAUGAGCAGCCUCCCCGGGUUCAAGAAUAAAACUCAGUCAACUGAACAGGAAACAGAAAGUGCCUACACCGAAGCCUACAAUGUGUGUUCGCUGGCUGUUGCUCCACAGAACAUCUCAGUCUGUGACGGAGAGACAGCGGGUGAGGAAGACCAAGGACGCACCUCUGAGGAGGAAGACGGAGGUGCAGAUAGCAUUUAUGAUAAACAGCCUGAUGGCCGAUCCAGAGCCUUUUACGUUGCAAAAGAGCUGGUGGACACGGAGAGAUUACACGUGAAAACCCUCAAGCUCCUCCAGGAGGACUUCCGGGAAGCGGUGGCGGCAGCAGUCGGGGACGAGGGGGAACCCGUGUUGGAUGAAGACAGACUUCGAGAGAUUCUCAACGAGCUGCCUGAUGUGUACACCCUGCACCGCCGAAUUCUCACCGAGCUGGAGAAUCGAAUCCGGAACUGGGAUGAGAGUCAGAGGAUUGCAGACAUCUUUCUAUCCAGAAAAGCAGAGUUCCUGGUUUUCACCACUUAUAUUGGCCACUACGAUCGAAGUAUGAAUCUGCUGGACGACAGCUGCCGAACUUCACCGGCCUUUGCAGCCGUUGUUCACCAGUUUGAGCAGCAGAGUCCAGCUGGUGAUAAAGUGUCUCUGAAACAUCAGCUGCUGCAGGUCAUUGUGCGUGUGGCUCAGUACCGCAUGCUCCUCACAGAUUACCUGAACAACCUCUCCCCCGAUUCCAAGGAAUAUGAAGACACCCAAGCUGCUGUGGCUGUAGUGUCUGACAUUGCAGAUCAAGCAAAUGACAGCUUAAAACAUGGGGAGAACUUGUUGCGUCUGGUCAACAUAGAGUACAGUGUUCGUGGCCAGCGGGACCUUCUGCAGCCUGGCAGGGUCUUUGUGAAGGAGGGCACCCUGAUGAAGGUCAGCAGGAAGAGCAGACAGCCCCGCCAUCUGUUUUUGAUGAACGAUGUGCUGCUCUACACCUACCCUCAGCAGAACGGGAAGUACAGACUGAAGAACACUCUGCCCCUCACUGACUUGAAGGUCAGUAAACCCAUCGUGGAAAAUGUUCAAAACGCACUGAGGAUCGAGGGAACAGACAUCUCCAUCACUUUGUCUGCAAGUUCCUUCAUUGAACGAGAGGACUGGUUUUACACUCUAAGCCGCACUGUCACUGAACACGCCAGAGGAUCUGUAACAUUCAACAGCUGCUCAGGAGAGGCCAGAGAUCGCCUGCAGCUGACUCUCGGAGAGAAAGCCCCCACGCUUGUUCCAGUCUCACAAGUGAUGAUGUGCAUGAACUGCACCUCAGAUUUCAGCCUCACUCUCCGAAGACACCACUGCCAUGGCUGCGGAAGAAUUGUUUGUCGGAGCUGCUCCAGGAACAGAUAUCCCCUGAAAUACAUGAAAGACCGCAUGGCCAAAGUGUGUGACCACUGUUACAGCGAGCUGAAGAAGAGAGGGGGAGACGUCUCUGUGCUGUCAGGUAAGAGUAGCCCUCGUCCCAGCCGCUCCAGUCGUCCUCUCUCUGCUGUGUUCCAAAACAUUCAUCCUCCCAACAUCUGGAGACAUCGGAAAGGCACUGCCACCUUCACUCAGGUGACAGUGUCGGAGGAAGGCUCCAUUAGUGGCACUCUGCAGCGCAGUAAGAAGAGCAAGAGGAACUGGAAGAGACUGUGGUUCCUCCUAAGAGACAAGGUGCUUUACACCUACCGAGCCCAAGAGGAGAAAGUAGCAUCCGAGAGUUUACCUCUGCUGGGUUUCACAGUGAAGCUACCCGACAAGCAGGGGGGAGAGGAGGAGGCCAACAUCUUCCAGCUUUACCACAAAAACACUCUAUAUUACUCCUUUAAAGCUGAGGACAACUUCACAGCCCAGAGGUGGGUUAACGCCAUGGAGGAAGCCACAGUUUUAUAGGAUCAGCCACUUGAGGUUGGCUGCCCAAAAUAGAAGCCUGCUGCCUUUCCUUCUAAUACAAACAGACUGUGAAACCAAAAGUGGAAUGAUGGAGAGUGAAAGAAAAAAAAGAGAUAUUUGAUUAUGUCUGCAAGUGUCUGGUUGGACUGAACAAAAGAAGACAUCCUGUUCUUUGAGAGGGGACACGAUUACCUACUUUGUCGACCUCCAGUGUCCCCUGCCUGCUGUUACAGCAGGUGUGGUGCUGAGAGCUGCACGAGGAGAGGCGUUGGCCCAGAUACCUGUCAGUGUGGAACAUUACAUUGAUGUGACCUGUAUUUCCCCCAACAGCUGAUCAGCAAACUUCCUCCAAAUCACGGGGAACAUUACAGAUUUAUUUAGAGAAAAAGAAAGAAAGGGUUGAUGAUUUAAACUAUUUUUUCAGGGUAUCAAAUAUUUCAAGUACAACAUUAAGACAAAACUGGACAAACUUAUACUUAAACCACAAUGAUUUUACUGUCAUUUUCACAGAGGCUGAAAAAAUAGUAACACAUUUCAGCCUCAGUCAAAAAAAUGCCCAAAUCUGGAAUGGCCUGAUCGUCAGUAAAAGCUGAAUUAGUUAUGCCUUCAUUUCAAUACGUGUUCUUCCACCGGAUUCAAUCUAUGACUAAUACUCUGAAGGAAAGGCUGUAUCAAAGAAUGAGUAAUUUUAUAUGUAUGGAAGUGUCUGUAGCUUUGCCAUGCACUGUACUGAUGGAAAUGGUCCUGCCAGUAAAUAGACAGUUUCUAUGCUUUUUUUUUUGCACUGAUAUAAAAAGGAAUGAACCUGAGAAAGAAAUAUGAGUGUAUUUUUAUCGUAGAGGCCAGAAGCUGCAGCUACUGAACUUACUUUAUUUACUUACCGUAAUUUUUUUUUAAUAUGGCCAAUUUAUUGUUUUAAAUACUUUAAAUAAGUAUGUAAAUUCUUAUUUGUAUAAAGACUCCACAUCCAGCUAUGGAUUGAACCAUGAAUCACUUGAUCUGCAUAAUCAGUGUGUUGGACUUUGUACUGUAACUGCUGAUUUUUUCAGUUUUUAAUUUCUAACAGUAUUAUUUUUAAAUCAAGUAAAGGAGGCUUUAAACUAUGGAA